AUGCUUUACUACGUGAUCACCUUACUUACUCAAAUUUAUUGCAAUGGACCUAUUUUAAAAGCCGUUCAGGAUGCCCAUUUAUUUCCCGAUUCGAAGCAUUUCGUUGAUAUGCCGCUGAAACUUGAUCCAGUGACAACUUUAAGACAUUUCUAUGAUUUAAAUGGAAAAUGGGAUAACAAAACUGUGCUGCAAAAAUUUGUGGACGAACAUUUUGAUCCUCCGGGAUUCGAAUUAAUCGAAUGGUAUCCAGAAGAUUGGACAGUUUUCCCAUCAAGUUUCCUCAAAAUCGAGGACUAUCAUUUGAGAAGAUGGGCAUUGCAUUUGCACAGAAUAUGGAGGGAUCUUUGUAGGAAAGUAAAGGAUGAUGUCCGACAACACCAAGAACUAUUUUCAUUGCUUUAUGUUCCUCAUCCGUUCAUCAUACCUGGCGGUCGUUUUCGCGAAUUUUAUUAUUGGGACUCAUUCUGGAUUGUGAAAGGGUUAUUAUUUUCCGAAAUGUAUGAAACAGCAAAAGGGAUCAUUCGUAAUUUAGCUUAUAUGGUUGAAAAUCAUGGUUUUGUACCCAACGGUGGUCGAGUUUAUUAUUUAAUUAGAUCUCAACCGCCAUUACUUACUCCAAUGGUUUAUGAGUAUUAUAUGGCUACUGGUGACUUAGACUUCGUCCAAGAAAUACUUCCAAUGCUUGAAAAGGAGUAUAAAUUUUGGAUGUUAAAUCGUGCUCAGUCAUUUUAUGAUGAAAGAUAUAAUAGAACUAUUUUAUACUUCCAGUACCGUGCAAGUAUGAAAACACCACGUCCAGAGUCAUAUCGAGAAGAUUUAGAAUUGGCUGAAGGUCUUUCUUCAACGGAGAAGCAUUUAAUAUGGUCAAAUGUAGCAUCAGCAGCUGAGACAGGCUGGGAUUUCAGUACCCGUUGGUUUGCACAGAGUGGUCCUAAAAUGCACAAGAUGAAGUCAAUUCGUACAUGGUCAAUUAUCCCUGUUGAUUUAAACGCAUUCAUAUGUACUAAUGCCAGAAUAAUGGCAUCAUUUUAUGAAAUCAGUGGUAACUUUCCGAAAGUUCUGCUAUAUCAGUCGUGGUAUGAAAUGGCAAAGCUGUCGUUAAAAGUUAUUCAUUGGAAUGAAACAGAUGGUAUUUGGUAUGACUAUGAUCUGGAAAAAAAGCGUCACUCCAAUAGAUAUUAUAUUUCAAAUGCCUUACCCUUGUAUGCAAAAUGUUACGAUGAUGAAGAUGAAAUCACUCCACAUCGAGCCUAUGAUUAUCUAAAAGUAUUUUUUAAUUCUAGUUUUUUAAAUUAUAGGUAUUUAUGA
Thelazia callipaeda (thelaziosis nematode) is the source of this 1308-nucleotide messenger RNA. The record is from the annotation of a GenBank genome assembly. NCBI's taxonomy places the organism in Eukaryota, Metazoa, Nematoda, Chromadorea, Rhabditida, Thelaziidae.